AUGGAACGGGACGGACGAAUAGAGGUGCUACUACUCGGAACGGGCACGUCGGGGCAGGUUCCCUCGAUCGCCUGUCUGACCGAUCCGCACGGCCAGGGAUGCCGAUGUUGCCGCUCGCCAGACCGCAAAGACACCCGCCGAAACACCUCCGCUCUCGUCCGGAUCCACCAGCCCUCUUGUCCUCGCGACCAUGGCCACCAUCCCCCCUCUGCGCCUGCGUCUUCUCCCCUGCACGUCUUGAUCGACGUCGGCAAAAGCUUCUGCGAGGCCGCGAGAGAGUUUUUUCCCGUCCAUCGCAUCCGCAGGUUGGACGCCGUCCUUUUGACCCAUCCUCAGUUCAGUCUCUCCUCUCCCUCCUUUUACUCUUUCCUUCUGCGGGCGCUCAGGGCUCGAUCUAAUGUAUCGCUCGAUGCUUUUCUUUCUACUCUCAAAAACGGGUUGGAUGAUUUGAGGGCGUGGACGUUGGGAGGUGCGAUCCAAGACUCGAUCGCGAUAUAUUGUAACGAAUACACCCACGCUGAGAUCUCGAGAAUGCACCCUUAUUUGGUGGACAGCCAUGCCAAAACUGGCGGCGGUGAUGUCCCUCAAUUCACGUGGAACAUUAUUCGCGAUGGAACCGCGUUCAAUCUUUUUGGGAUCGAGAUCCUUCCUCUGCCUGUGCAUCACGGGAAGUUUUUCGACGCGAAUGCAGGCAACAAGCCGUACAUCUGCACGAGCUAUCUGCUAGACAAGAGUGUCUACUAUGUGUCGGAUGUCUCGUUGAUUCCGGAGGAGACGUUGGAGCAGCUCGAGAAGAGUUUGAUUAGAUCCGAUGAGGAUCGCAAGAGGAGUGGCGGAUUGCUGAAGGUCUUGAUCAUCGACACUCUGCGCCUCUUGCCCCACGCCUCCCACUUCGGAGUCGCCCAGGCACUCCAGAUCGCCAAGAGACUCAACCCAGUCCGCACGUACCUCGUCGGCUUCACGCAUCGGGUCUCACACGAGUGCUGGACGUACUGCUGUGAAGCGAUCAGCCAGGGCCGUCGAUCGACCGAAUUCGACUCCAUCGCACGCCCUGACUAUGUCCAACCUCAAGGUUCCGAACAGGGCUUCGUGGAGAAAUCGCGAAAUGCCAGUGAACUCGUGCUUCUCGAAAAGGGUGUCAUCGAAGAUUAUGAGUGGUUUACACGCCGCGCGCUCCAGCUCAUCGAAGCUGGCGCUAACCCUCAACUGAGCUCCUCCGAGAACAUGCCCUGGGUUAGGCCGGGCUUUGAUGGCUUGGUCAUCCGCACUCUUCCGGGCUCCUCCGUCACUGAUGAUUUCUAUCAUUGA
Messenger RNA from Puccinia triticina, 1308 nucleotides. RefSeq lists its product as uncharacterized. Lineage: Eukaryota; Fungi; Basidiomycota; Pucciniomycetes; Pucciniales; Pucciniaceae. The transcript is spliced from 7 exons. The coding region runs from base 1 to 1308 and encodes 435 amino acids. The record is from RefSeq and is a predicted model, not a curated record.